Physcomitrium patens is the source of this 2904-nucleotide messenger RNA. RefSeq names its product putative DEAD-box ATP-dependent RNA helicase 29. Lineage: Eukaryota; Viridiplantae; Streptophyta; Bryopsida; Funariales; Funariaceae. The record is from RefSeq and is a predicted model, not a curated record. Gene Ontology annotation, cellular component: cytosol; nucleus. Gene Ontology annotation, molecular function: ATP binding; RNA binding; RNA helicase activity.
UUAAACCCUGAUUUGCUGCGCGCGCUCAAGCGCACUGAGAAAGAAGGGCCGUGCUCAAUUGGGUUCUUCUAAGCCCCUUCCGGCGUUUGUGGGCAGCGUUUCUCAUUGUUGGAAUUGAAGCUGUGUUGAGGAUUUUUUUACUGAGAGGAUUUUUUGAAGAAGAAAUUGGUUAAGGUUUAGGGUGUGACUGUGCUGUUAGAGAUGGAUUUCCCAAAAGAAGAUAUGGAAGGGGUUGAGGCGAUGGAGUACCCGAGCGCUGGAUUCCAGGAAUUCGACAUGAAGGAGAGUCUGUCUGCAACACAGCUGAAGUUGAAGAAGAAGUUGGAGAAGAAGAAGAAAUCAGGGGGGUUUGAGACUUUAGGGUUAAGUCUGCCUGUGUUUCGUGCUGUGAAGCGCAAAGGGUAUAGGAUUCCCACUCCAAUCCAGAGGAAAACCUUGCCGCUUAUUCUAGCGGGUUACGAUGUGGUGGCUAUGGCCCGGACGGGGUCCGGGAAGACGGCGGCCUUUCUGAUUCCGAUGAUUGAGAAGCUGGUGGAGCAUUCGAACAACGCUGGGGCUAGAGCUGUUAUAUUGUCUCCCUCUAGAGAGCUCGCGCUACAGACAUUUAAGUUCUGUAAGGAGCUUAGCAAGUACACUGAUUUGAAGAUCGCAAUUCUGGUGGGAGGAGAUAGCAUGGAGGCGCAAUUUGAACAACUAGCAGGUAAUCCUGAUGUGAUCAUUGCAACUCCCGGACGACUUAUGCACCAUCUUUCUGAGGUUGAAGGAAUGUCACUGCGGACUGUUGAAUAUAUUGUGUUUGAUGAGGCGGACCGGCUCUUUGAGAUGGGAUUCGCUGAGCAACUUCGACAAAUCAUGUCUCAUUUAGGAGAAUCCAGACAAGUUCUCUUGUUUAGUGCGACUCUGCCACGUUUGCUAGCAGAUUUUGCCAAAGCAGGCUUAAGAGAUCCGCACUUAGUUCGUCUUGAUGUGGAAAGUAGAAUAAGCCCGGACUUGCAGCUGUCCUUUUUCACUGUUCGCCAUGACGAAAAGCCAGCUGCUCUCGUUCAUUUAGUGCGGGAAGUGAUUCCAGCUGAGCAGCAAACGAUUGUCUUUGUUGCUACUAAACAUCACGUUGAGUUUCUGUACGAGUUGCUGAAAACUGAGGGCAUCGACAUAUCCGUUGUCUAUGGUUCUAUGGACCAAGCAGCGCGUAAAAUUCACAUUGCAAAGUUUCGUGCUGGGAAGACGAAGUUGCUUCUGGUUACGGAUGUUGCAGCUCGAGGUAUUGAUAUUCCUCUUUUAGACAAUGUUAUUAACUAUGACUUCCCUCCGAAGCCCAAGCUUUUCGUUCAUAGAGUAGGACGUGCGGCUCGUGCGGGGCGAACUGGAACUUCAUACUCAUUUGUUACAUCGGAAGAGAUGCCGUAUGUUCUCGACCUACAUCUGUACCUGUCUAAAGGUAUACGCCCGGCACCGUUAGAGGAAGCUAUAGUGGCAGAUCGAGAAAAGGUGAUGGCUGACUUGGAAGCUGCCUCAAAGAGAGGAGAGACGAUUUUUGGGCGAAUGCCUCAAUCGGUACUCGACUUUGGAAUGGAUAGAUUGAGGGAGGUUAUCUCAAACAAUGAUGAUCUCAUCGGUCUUCAGAAGGCAGCGAAGAACGCAUACAAGCUUUACGUCAAGACACGGCCUCCCGCUGCUCUAGAGUCUGCUAAACGUGCGAAGGGUUUCGCUCGUGAAGGUCUUCAUCCUUCCUUGAGACAGCAAUUGCGGAACGUAGAAGCAGAAGUUGCUGCUUUUACCGAGCGGUUGAAGGCCAUCAGGCCAAGGCAGACAGUAUUGGAGGCGGAGGCUGAAGCUGCCAAGGGCAAGAAUAAAAAUGUGCCGAUCGCGCAAGUGGUGGAAAUUAUGAAGCGAAAGCGGGAGGUGCAUGAACAUGUUAUCGCUGCUGCCGCUCAACAACGUGCAGCUGCCAAAGCCUUCGAAAAGAGUCGUGAAGAUACGACUGAAGCAACAGCUGAGGAGCAGCCAACCAUGAAACGUAGGCGGAAGGGAGCGAAAGACACCAGUGAUGUCAAACAGAAGCUUAUCCCUAAAAGCUACAGAGACGAAGAGUUUUUCAUAGAGGCUGUUCCACGUAACCGGCACAUGGAGGCGGGUCUUUCGGUUCAAGGUGGUGAUGGCUUUGGUCGUAGCAGAAUGGAUACUGAAGUGCUGGACCUCAUAGCAGAUGAUGCAGCCGGGGUGCAGAAACAGAACGCUACAUACCAUUGGGAUAAGAAGAACAAGAAGUUUGUUAAACUCAACAAAGGGGAGCAAGUCACAGCUUCUGGAAAGAUCAAGACUGAAAGUGGUUCUAAGGUCAAUGCAGGCAACCAUGGCCUCUACAAGAAAUGGAAAGAGCGUUCUCAUAUGCAUGUUCCCACUCAUGGUGAAGCAGAUGACGCCCCUGGUGCUCUGGAUGGUGCACCCACUAGCAGCAGAGGCGGGAGGGGCGGGAGAGGAGGCCGUGGAUCUAGUCGUGGGGAUAGUCGUGGAAGUUUACCCAACGCCAAUGUGAAGAACGAACUUCGUGGCGUGGAGGAGGUGCGUAAAGAGAGGCAAAAGAAGGCAAUGAGAAGCGCACGAGGUGGAGGUAAGGGUGGACGCGGUGGUGGUGGUGGAAGUGGACGCGGUGGCGGUAGAGGUGGCAGCGGUGGUGGAAGAGGUGGCAGAGGUUCAUCAAGAGGUGGACGAGGUGGUGGAAGAGGGGGACGAGGGCGAAAGUAGAAAUGUAGAGAUAAGAAAUGGGCUUGGCACAAAUCCUGUGCCGCCCAAUUGAAAUGUAUGCAAACCGCAUUUAUAGGACCAAACGAGAGCAUCACGCGGGCCCUCACUUUUAUAAAAACUGACUGCUCGAGUUACCGCGGCAGGUAUUGGGGUGUAUUU